Molecule: messenger RNA, 1713 nt
Organism: Vicia faba (fava bean)
Lineage: Eukaryota; Viridiplantae; Streptophyta; Magnoliopsida; Fabales; Fabaceae
Source: the annotation of a GenBank genome assembly
AUGGACGUUCACCAGCGAAGCCUGAAAACCGUCGAUGAUUCAGCUCUCUCCGGCAAAACUUCCAAAACUAAAAACCUAAAACACGAUUCACAGUCACAACCUUCACUCUACUUGACUAACGCUGUUUUCUUCGGUCUCUUCUUCUCUGUUGCGUACUUUCUUCUUCACAGGUGGCGUGAGAAAAUCCGAACCUCUACUCCUCUACACGUCCUCACAAUCUCCGAGAUUGUAGCUGUACUUUCCCUCGUAGCUUCAUUUUUCUAUCUUAUGGUUUUCUUCGGUAUUGGCUUCAUCCUUCAUCCAUUUGCCGCGUUUCGUGCCGUUCAGUAUGAUGAAGAAGAUGCAGCAGAGAUUGAUAAAACCUCCGGUUCAUGCCUUGCUGAAGUAUCACCCAAGUUACCUCCGCUACCGCCGAAUAUUGGCGCUAAUAAAGUUGCUCCGGCGCCGGUGCUGAUUUCGUCCGAUGACGAGGAAGUUGUCCAGGCUGUCGUUUCAGGAUCUAUUCCGUCUUACUCACUUGAAUCCAAACUCGGAGAUUGCCGGCGUGCGGCGGCGAUUCGUAACCAAGCGGUGGAGAGAGUUACCGGAAGGUCACUUGAGGGUCUACCGAUGGAAAAUUUUGACUACGAUUCUAUAUUAGGACAGUGUUGCGAGAUGCCGAUAGGAUUUGUUCAGAUUCCUGUAGGAGUUGCCGGUCCUUUGUUGCUCGACGGAAAAGAGUUCACGGUCCCGAUGGCAACCACUGAAGGCUGUUUGGUUGCAAGCACUAAUAGAGGUUGUAAAGCUAUUUAUGUUUCCGGUGGUGCUACCGCCGUUGUCCUCCGUGAUGGUAUGACUAGAGCCCCCGUCGUUAGAUUCAACUCCGCCAUAAGAGCUUCUCAGUUAAAGUUCUUUUUAGAAGAUCCUCAAAAUUUUGAUUCACUCGCCCAUACUUUCAACAAGUCAAGUAGAUUUGCGAGAUUACAGAAUAUAAAAUCUACUAUGGCAGGAAAGAAUUUAUACAUUAGAUUUACGUGUUCAACCGGUGAUGCGAUGGGGAUGAACAUGGUAUCAAAAGGUGUACAAAACGUGCUUGAUUUUCUUCAAAGUGAUUUUCCUGAUAUGGAUGUUAUUGGAAUAUCAGGAAAUUUUUGUUCGGACAAGAAAGCAGCUGCAGUAAAUUGGAUUGAAGGGAGAGGAAAAUCUGUGGUGUGUGAGGCUGUAAUUAAGGAAGAGGUGGUGAAGAAAGUUUUGAAGACUAGUGUUGAGUCUUUGGUUGAGCUUAACAUGCUAAAGAAUCUAACUGGUUCAGCCCUGGCUGGUGCUCUUGGUGGAUUCAAUGCACAUGCUAGUAAUAUUGUAUCUGCUAUUUACUUGGCUACAGGGCAAGAUCCAGCUCAGAAUGUUGAGAGUUCUCAUUGUAUGACCAUGAUGGAAGCUGUGAAUGAUGGGAAAGACCUUCAUGUCUCUGUCACUAUGCCUUCCAUUGAGGUGGGAACAGUUGGAGGGGGCACACAGCUUGCAUCACAAUCAGCUUGUUUGAAUUUACUUGGUGUGAAGGGUGCUAGUAAAGAAUCACCAGGAGCAAAUUCAAGGCAAUUGGCAACAAUAGUAGCUGCUUCAGUGCUUGCCGGAGAGCUUUCACUCAUGUCCGCAAUUGCAGCCGGUCAGCUUGUCAAGAGUCACAUGAAAUACAACAGAUCUACUAAAGAUGUCACCAAAAUUGCAUCAUGA